AUGCAAAUCAGGGCAGAAAUUAGAAAUAUCUUAUUAAUAGGAAGCGCUGGCAAAGGAAAGUCCACUUUAGCAAACGUUUUAACUGGAACUAAUGAAUUUGAAGAAAGCACAAAUCGCAUUCAUGGAACUACCGAAUCAAAAUCUGAAGAAUUUGAAUAUGAAGGAAUAAAUUAUCGUGUUAUUGAUACAGUAGGAAUUGGUGACUCUACCAUGUCAAAAGGAGAAAUAUUAAGUAAAUUAGAAGAUAAAGCUGAUAUUAUUAGUGAAGGUUUAAAUCAAAUAUUAUUUGUGACUAAUGGCCGUUUUACUCAGGAGGAAAUUGAAGCUUUCAAUUUACUUAGAAAAGCUAUUUUUGAUGAUCAUGUAACAGAUUACACUACUAUUGUUUGUACUAACUUUCCUGAUUUCGAAGAUCAUGAAGCUUGUGAAAGAGAUCGUAAAAUAUUUCGUGAGGAAACUGAGAAAUUUUCCAAGAAGCUUGCUCGUACAGUGGUUAUUUACGUAGAUAAUCCACCAGCCAGAGGCCGUUAUCAAUCAUUUUCAAAAGAAUCGCGAGAAGAAUCUCGCAAAAAAUUAUUAACGCAUUUAAAUACUUGUCAAGAAAUUUACCGACCUGAACUACUUUCUAAAUUUAGCAAAAUGAUUGAUGAAUUCAACUCAAUAAUAAGCGAUACUAAAGAAGCAAUUAGUAACAUUGAAUCACAUUUAAAUAAUAGUAUUAAUUAUUUAAGAGAGAUCAUAAUCGGACGGGAAAAAAUAAUUGAAAUUAUUGUAAAAUGUAAAGAAGAGGUAAAAGGGCAAAUGAAACAACGAUCUGUGAUUAAUACUGUAGGUAAUAGUUUGGUACUAGGUGGUAAAGUUUUUGUAAUUUCAGGAAUAUGGUUUCCUCCUGGUUUGGUGGCAGGAGCUAUUAUAGCAGUUAUUGGUUCGACAGUUGGUGCAGUUUCUGAUUCUAAUGCAAUUAUGAAGGAAAAUGAAGCAUAUCAAAUAUUUGAAAAAUACUUUUCUGAUGACAAAGAAAAUGGUAAAACAUUAGAAAAUUCACUAAUGAAGUUAAAGGAGGCUGUUGAAAGAUUCAAAGAAAUUCAUUCACACUUCGAAAACUCAGAAUACAAAGAGCAGAAUAUAGAUAGAAAAAAAAUCGAAAUAAUCAAGGAUGUUUCGAAAAAAAUUUUGGGAGAAGAAAUUAAUACUGAUAUGCGUUUAGAAGUAGAUGAAAAAAUUGAACAUUCUACUGGCAAAAAGACGUUGAGAGCCGCUGCAGAGUUUUUUGGCAAGCUUAUGCUUCCUCCUUUACCUCCUUAUUUUAUUUAUCGAGAUCAUAAAGAAAUUGAAAACCGUACGUCCUUGCAAGAUAUGGAAAAGGCAAUUAAAAAUUGGAUAGGUGAAUUGAUAGCUUUAAAAGAAAAAGAACUAUUGUUAAGCACAGAAUAUGAAAAAACUAGUUGGUGUAAAGAGUACUGUAAAUUAUUGAGCGAAACGUAA
Dentiscutata heterogama is the source of this 1485-nucleotide messenger RNA. Lineage: Eukaryota; Fungi; Glomeromycota; Glomeromycetes; Diversisporales; Gigasporaceae. The record is from the annotation of a GenBank genome assembly.